GCCCCUCCUCCCGCGGCCGGGAAGAGGAAAGUCGCGGCGGGGGCGCGGCCCGGCCUCCGUCCCCACCCGCCCGCCGUCCCGCCGGCCCGAGCCGUGGCGCCCAGAGCUGCGAGCCGCUCGCCCCUCCGCCGCUCCGGCCCGGGCCGCCAUGUCGCUGUGGAAGAAAACCGUCUACCGGAGUCUGUGCCUGGCCCUGGCCCUGCUCGUGGCCGUGACGGUGUUCCAACGCAGUCUCACCCCUGGUCAGUUUCUGCAGGAGCCUCCGCCACCCACCCUGGAGCCACAGAAGGCCCAGAAGCCAAAUGGACAGCUGGUGAACCCCAACAACUUCUGGAAGAACCCAAAAGAUGUGGCUGCGCCCAUGCCCAUGGCCUCUCAGGGGCCCCAGGCCUGGGACGUGACCACCACUAACUGCUCAGCCAAUAUCAACUUGACCCACCAGCCCUGGUUCCAGGUCUUGGAGCCGCAGUUCCGGCAGUUUCUCUUCUACCGCCACUGCCGCUACUUCCCCAUGCUGCUGAACCACCCGGAGAAGUGCAGGGGUGAUGUCUACCUGCUGGUGGUUGUCAAGUCGGUCAUUACGCAGCACGACCGCCGCGAGGCCAUCCGCCAGACCUGGGGCCGCGAGCGGCAGUCCGCGGGUGGGGGCCGAGGCGCUGUGCGCACCCUCUUCCUGCUGGGCACGGCCUCCAAGCAGGAGGAGCGCCUGCACUACCAGCAGCUGCUGGCCUACGAAGACCGCCUCUACGGCGACAUCCUGCAGUGGGACUUUCUCGACACCUUCUUCAACCUGACCCUCAAGGAGAUCCACUUCCUCAAGUGGCUGGACAUCUACUGCCCCCACGUCCCCUUCAUUUUCAAAGGCGACGAUGACGUCUUCGUCAACCCCACCAACCUGCUAGAAUUUCUGGCUGACCGGCAGCCACAGGAAAACCUGUUCGUGGGCGAUGUCCUGCAGCACGCUCGGCCCAUUCGCAGGAAAGACAACAAAUACUACAUCCCGGGGGCCCUGUACAGCAAGGCCAGCUAUCCGCCGUAUGCAGGCGGCGGUGGCUUCCUCAUGGCCGGCAGCCUGGCCCGGCGCCUGCACCAUGCCUGCGACACCCUGGAGCUCUACCCGAUCGAUGACGUCUUUCUGGGCAUGUGCCUGGAGGUGCUGGGCGUGCAGCCCACGGCCCACGAGGGCUUCAAGACUUUCGGCAUCUCCCGGAACCGCAACAGCCGCAUGAACAAGGAGCCGUGCUUUUUCCGCGCCAUGCUCGUGGUGCACAAGCUGCUGCCCCCUGAGCUGCUCGCCAUGUGGGGGCUGGUGCACAGCAAUCUCACCUGCUCCCGCAAGCUCCAGCUGCAUCAGAGAGCCUGUCUGGGGCCAAGGUUGCCAGAGAUUUCUGAAGACACAGCUUGUUCCUUGUUCUUGGCUGGUGGGUGCACAAGGACUUCUGGAAGGGAUUUAGACGGGGCUGAGUGCUAGGAUUAAAGUGGGAAUGGGAGUACGGCAACAGAAAAACCUGGGAGCUAGCAAUGCACCCAGCCCUUGACUGUGCCCUGGUGGACAGCCGAGCUGUGGCUCAAGCGUGAGCCAGUGCCUUCCUGUCCCUGCCAAGGGUGAGGCCAGAGUUGGCCCCGAGGCUAAUGUUUCAGUGGGUGGGAUUAGGUCGGCCGUACAGAGGCCGGUGGGCUCCCUGACGUCCCUUCCAGGCAGCCUGAAAGCACUGAAAUAGCUUAUGGCCCUGUGCCAGGGACCUUGGCCCAAGCUGCUGACCUCCAGGGUGGGGAGGGAGCUACCCCCAGGAGAAGAGUCACUCAGGCAACAGUAUGAGCAAGCCAGCCAGCAGCUCCGUGCCUGCACCCAGCUCAGGGGAAUCCCAGGGGGUUCAGAUGCCCAGGAAGGAAAAGGGGACAGCGCUGCUGCUAUGGAAUGAGACCACCACUUCUCCUGUUGUCCUUCCCAGCUUCUCCCCAACCUCCCCUUUUCCCUAGUUUAUAAGACAGGAGAAAAGGGAGAGAGCAAAAAGUUGGAAAGAAACAGAAGUAAGAUAAAUAGCUAGACGACCUUGGCGCCACCACCUGGCCCUGGUGGUUAAAAUGAUAAUAAUAAUAUUAACCCCUGACCAAAACGACUGGUGUUAUCUGUAAAUCCCAGACAUUGUGUGAGAAAGCACUGUAAAACUUUUUGUUCUAUUAGCUGAUGUGUGUAGCCCCUAGUCACGUUCCUCACGCUUACUUGAUCUAUUAUGACCCUUUUACGUGGACCCCUUAGAGUUGUAAGCUCUUAAAAGGGCUAGGAGUUUCUUUUUCGGGGAGCUCGGCUCUUAAGACGCGAGUCCACCGAUGCUCCCGGCCGAAUAAAAACCUCUUCCUUCUUUAA
Pan troglodytes (chimpanzee) is the source of this 2368-nucleotide messenger RNA. RefSeq names its product UDP-GlcNAc:betaGal beta-1,3-N-acetylglucosaminyltransferase 7 (gene B3GNT7). The coding region runs from base 149 to 1471 and encodes 440 amino acids. The record is from RefSeq and is a predicted model, not a curated record. The transcript has 3 exons. Gene Ontology annotation, biological process: protein O-linked glycosylation; poly-N-acetyllactosamine biosynthetic process. Gene Ontology annotation, molecular function: UDP-glycosyltransferase activity; hexosyltransferase activity. Gene Ontology annotation, cellular component: Golgi membrane. Lineage: Eukaryota; Metazoa; Chordata; Mammalia; Primates; Hominidae.